GACGUUGUGAAUUAAUGCGCAAAUCCCCUAUCCAAUAGAUUAUCCAGAAUCAUCUUCUCCCCCCCACUCUCUCUUUUCCAAAACAUAAAUUUCAUCCGCAAACCAAUGGCGCAAAGCCAGCAACAACAAUCUGGAGGAAUUCAAUAAUGGCGUUUAUGCAUCUUCAUCAUCAUCUCCCAUCUCCAUCUCUCUCAUUUUCCAGACCUUCACCGCCGCUUUGCAGAUCAUCAUCUCGUUUCUCUCCCCCAUCAUCUCCACUUCCCUCCCAAAAAUACACUGAUUUCAGCCACCGCCUUCUUCAUCUCCCCCAAAAAUCUCUGAGUUUCGUGCUUUCUGGGGCUCUAGCGCUCGGCAUAACUCUCUCCGGAGUUGGAUUUGCCGAUGCUAAAGUUGGGGUUAACAAACCGGAAUUGCUUCCCAAGGAGUUCACCUCUGUCAUUGAUGUCGCUGGGUUUUUAUCUGAUGGCCAGGAAAUUAGACUCAAACAGGAAAUUGCUGACAUUGAGAAGGAUACUGGAUAUAAAUUGCGAGUUUUGGCCCAAAAUUAUCCUGUGACUCCAGGGCUGGCAAUCAAAGAUUUUUGGCAAGUGGAUGAUAGAACAAUCGUGUUUGUUGCUGAUCCUACAUUUGGUAACAUAUUGAACUUCAAUGUUGGAGCGACGGUGGAUUUAGAUAUUCCAAGGAGCUUUUGGAGCCGUUUGGCUGGAAAGUAUGGAAACAUUUUUUAUUGGAAAGAGAAGGGUGAAGAUUCGUCUAUUGAAUCAGCUGUCAUGGCAAUAUCUAGUUGCUUGAGAGAACCCGUCGGUGCAAAUAACUGUUCCGAGAUAAAGUAAGAGCUUACAGCAUCAAAGAAUUUUGUUAUGUAUUUUUAAACUUGAUUUGUAUGUUCUGACAGUGAUACAUAAUAUAUAGUCUUCUCUUGCUACAACCUGCAUGUCUUAAUUGUUUGUUUUUCUGAUUCAAGAACUUAGCCCAUGUCUAUUACUUGAAAAAGAAAUGGCAGUAGUGAUAUAGGAAGGUAAAAAGGAAUUUGAUUAA
This is a messenger RNA of Cucumis sativus (cucumber), 1038 nucleotides long. RefSeq names its product thylakoid lumenal 15.0 kDa protein 2, chloroplastic. The transcript is spliced from 6 exons. Bases 147 to 833 code for a protein of 228 amino acids. The record is from RefSeq and is a predicted model, not a curated record. NCBI's taxonomy places the organism in Eukaryota, Viridiplantae, Streptophyta, Magnoliopsida, Cucurbitales, Cucurbitaceae.